Molecule: messenger RNA, 3267 nt
Organism: Histoplasma capsulatum G186AR
Lineage: Eukaryota; Fungi; Ascomycota; Eurotiomycetes; Onygenales; Ajellomycetaceae
Product: Sec23/Sec24 family protein
Exons: 6
Coding region: 142-3168 (1008 amino acids)
Biological process (GO): COPII-coated vesicle cargo loading; endoplasmic reticulum to Golgi vesicle-mediated transport; intracellular protein transport
Cellular component (GO): endoplasmic reticulum exit site; COPII vesicle coat
Molecular function (GO): SNARE binding; zinc ion binding
Source: RefSeq, a predicted model, not a curated record
GCAGUCUGGGGGUAAUUAAUUACACGUUCGCCCACCGUGCUUUUCUGGCUAUGAUAUAGCAGCGAGCGAUUGCGGAUACUCGCGAAGGAAGGUCAGAAGGCCCACUCGUUUAUUUGUGGCGAACCCGCACCUGGCACAAACAUGGCCGACUUCUCGACAUAUCAUUCUUUAGGUCAGGGUGAGGAAGACAUGAGGACGGCGGGUGCGCCGCCGCAGUUCAACCCUCCGAUUGCUCAAGGGCACCCGAGCUACCAGCACAAUAAGUCUCCACAUGGGGAUAAUCCGUCCCCAAUGGGCCCCAUGGACUCAGCCGGAUAUUCGUCAGGAUUGCCUGGGGAAACUCAAGGAGGAGAUACAAUGGGAGGAUUAUCAUCUCAGAUGGGCGGCUUAGGGAUCAGUGGAGCCAUGGGCGGAAGCAUCCGUACUCACAAGAAAAAGGAUAGACAUGCUUAUCACGAUAUUGGUGUGCCGUCUCCUACCUCACAAACAUUCAAUGGGAUGGCACAAAGUGGGAUUCAGCUUCAAUCAGGAAUGAACCAACAACUUCCACCGAGCUCUCCAUAUUCUCACUCAGCUUCUCCAGGCUCACAACAGCCCUUACAAUCGGGACAGCCCUUUGGCGGGAGCGCUAAAUUUUCUUCUGCUGGAGAUGGCUCGGUUUCUACCCAAGGGAAGGUUGACCCUGAACAAGUUCCAGGCGUUCCAAUUGCACGCGAUGUUGCUGCACAAUAUUAUCUCAACCACGUAUAUGCCACGAUGGAACGUCACAUACCCCCUCCAGCAACUGUCCCUUUCGUAGCACACGAUCAAGGCAAUUCCUCUCCAAAGUUCGCUCGGCUUACACUUAAUAAUAUCCCUUCUACCCUCGAAUUCCUCUCGUCUACCGCACUUCCUCUCGGUAUGGUUCUCCAACCUCUUGCUCCCAUAGACUCUGGCGAACAACCCAUCCCUGUUCUAGACUUCGGCGACGCUGGCCCUCCCAGAUGUCGAAGGUGCAGAGCAUAUAUAAACCCCUUCAUGAUGUUCAGAUCAGGCGGCAAUAAAUUCGUAUGCAACAUGUGUACCUUUCCUAAUGAGGUACCACCUGAAUAUUUUUCGCCGCUGGAGCCGUCAGGGGUCCGGGUAGAUCGCAUGCAACGCCCCGAGUUGAUGCUGGGAACAGUUGAAUAUAUGGUACCUAAAGAAUAUUGGGGAAACGUUCCUGUAGGGCUACGAUGGCUAUUUCUGAUCGACGUUUCACAAGAAUCAGUAACUCGAGGAUUUUUAGAGGCUUCUUGCGAGGGAAUAAUUGGAGCCCUGUAUGGAGGUAGUAGCGAUGACCAAGAAACACAAGACCAAAAUACACGACCCGGAAAACUCCCUGCAGGGUCAAAAGUUGGAAUAAUUACUUUUGAUAAAGAAGUACACUUUUAUAACCUCUGCUCUCGCCUCGAACAAGCUCAAAUGAUUGUGAUGACCGAUCUUAACGAUCCUUUCCUUCCUCUGAGUGAAGGCCUGUUUGUUGAUCCUUAUGAAUCCAAGCAUGUCAUCUCAUCACUAUUAACACAAAUACCAACAUUAUUUUCACAUAUUAAAAACCCAGAACCAGCGCUAUUACCUGCCAUAAAUGCCGCCUUAUCCGCACUGGAGCAAACUGGUGGUAAAAUGAUUUGCACGCUAGCAAGCUUACCAACAUGGGGACCCGGCCGACUAUUUAUGAGAGAUGAUGGCAAAGGAUCGGGCACUGAUGCCGAAAAGAAGCUUCUCACCACCGAUCACCCUGGUUGGAAAAGAACUGCAAAUAAACUAUCUGAGAGUGGAGUCGGAAUUGACUUUUUCUUAGCCUCAUGUGGCGGUGCUUAUAUGGACGUAGCUACGAUCGGCCACGUGGCUGCAGUUUCUGGUGGAGAGACCUUCCUAUAUCCCAACUUCCAUUCUCCUCGCGAUGUCCUGAAGCUGUCAAAUGAGCUUUCCCAUGCUGUAAACAGGGAAACGGGUUACCAAGCUUUGCUAAAAGUCCGAUGCUCCAAUGGACUUCAAGUCUCAUCGUAUCAUGGUAACUACGUUCAGCACACUUUUGGUUCAGACCUGCAGUUGGGCAGUAUAGAUGCAGACAAGGCCUUUGGUGUUGUUUUCACGUAUGACGGAAAGCUUGAUACGAAGCUAGAUGCUCAUUUCCAAGCUGCGCUCCUGUACACCACUGCUAGCGGACAGCGACGAGUAAGAUGCAUCAACAUCGUUGCUGGCGUCAAUGAGGGCGGGAUGGAGACGAUGAAAGCAAUUGACCAAGAUGCUGUGGUCAAUAUAAUGGCCAAAGAAGGAAGUAACGCUAAUACCGGGUACAAAGCUGCCUCGAAAGUGCCUGAUAAGUCACACAAAGAUAUCCGAGCCGGGUUAACUGAGAGGACUAUCGAUAUCCUUGCGGGCUACCGAAAGAAUUUCUCUCUGUCACAUCCUCCCGGACAGCUUGUUUUGCCAGAGAAUAUGAAGGAGUUUGCCAUGUAUAUACUAAGUUUGAUAAAAUGUCGUGCUUUCAAAGCUGGCCAUGAGACUUCCGAUCGUCGGGUCCAUGACACGCGUAUGCUUCGUUCAUUCGGUUGUAAUGAACUUGCUCUUUAUCUAUAUCCUCAUAUUAUUCCAAUUCAUAAUUUACGCCCAGAAGACGGCUUCGCCAAUGAGCAGGACCAACUCCAAGUUCCUCCAGCACUCCGAGCAUCCUUCUCACGCAUCGAAGAAGGAGGUGCUUACCUCGUGGAUAAUGGCCAGAUUUGUCUCCUUUGGCUUCAUGCUCAAGUUUCCCCAAAUCUUCUGGAGGACCUCUUUGGCCCUGGUAAAACAACACUACAGUCUCUUGAUCCCAACAUUUCAUCCCUUCCUUUGCUGGAAACCCACCUGAAUGCCCAAGUGCGGAAUAUUAUUCAAUAUCUCUCCACCAUUCGCGGCUCCAAGUCGGUAACGAUACAGCUUGCUCGGCAAGGGAUAGAUGGCUCCGAAUACGAGUUUGCGAGACUUCUUCUCGAAGAUAGAAACAACGAUGCUCAAAGUUACGUCGACUGGCUUGUGCAUAUUCACCGACAGAUCCAACUUGAACUUGGAGGUCAGCGAAAAAAGGAGGAGGGCAGUGCCGUUGCCUCAGGGGUGGAAAAUUCUUUGUCUGGAUUGAGUGGGUUAAGGCCCCCAUAUUGGUGAUUUCGACGGAUUUUGCAUACACAAUCAUGGAUUUAUGAUUUCCACAAGUGAAAAUUCAUUAUUAUUUUCCAUCCUUGAUUUCUAUCAUGUAAGGGGAAA